Messenger RNA from Raphanus sativus (radish), 2529 nucleotides. RefSeq names its product inactive protein kinase SELMODRAFT_444075. NCBI's taxonomy places the organism in Eukaryota, Viridiplantae, Streptophyta, Magnoliopsida, Brassicales, Brassicaceae. Gene Ontology annotation, molecular function: protein tyrosine kinase activity; ATP binding. Gene Ontology annotation, biological process: protein phosphorylation. The record is from RefSeq and is a predicted model, not a curated record. The transcript has 9 exons. The coding region runs from base 593 to 2416 and encodes 607 amino acids.
UGUGACCUUGAAGAUUUGGCAGAUUCUGUUGAAAGUAGACUGAAGCAGAGAUAUUUGAUUUUUUUUUGUUGCCCUUUCUCUUGUGGAAAGGGUUAGAUCCAAAAGAAGGAAGAGGUUUCAUUUCCUCUGUCUUGUUUCUUGUGAAACAUUGACUCAGUGAUUUGACAAAAGGAAGGAUAGGUUAGGAGUUAUUGGAGAGAGAGAUUAUAGUGUAUCUCUUUGGAUCAUUUGGAGAUUUUCAGUCUAAAUUAUUGAAAGCCUACAAGUAGUUUUGGAUUCAUAUAGCUCCAAAAAGCUGGUGUGGAAUCUCAAAAGAGCGUGUUUUUGGCUGAGACCUUUGUGUUUUAUGUUUUGAAGUUUAUGUGAUUCAAAGAGAAAAGAGUGGUGAGUGAGAGGUCUUGUCAUGUCUAUAAGUUUUGUAUCCAUCUGCAACUCAGGCUGUGUGUUUGGUUUGGUCUUGUCUUGAUGUCCAACUUGCCUUAAUAAUGCAAUCAUCAUUACCAAAUCUCUGAAGAUUCAGUUGAAAACCAAUCCUCUUGGGAAGGGAGAGAGAGAGGAAUCUAGAGAAUAGUUCUUGCAUUUGAGUCUUAAAAUGAUCAGAGGAAAACAGGAGAAGAGACCAGGUUCUAAUGGGACUGAGAAGGUUCUUGUUGCUGUUAAAGCAUCUAGAGAGAUUUCAAAGACAGCAUUGGUUUGGGCUUUGACUCACAUUGUUCAUCCUGGAGAUUGCAUAACUCUUGUUGUUGUUGUCACUUCUCACAAUGCUGGUCGAAAACUUUGGACUCUCCCAGGGUUUGCUGGAGAUUGUGCAAAUGGUCAUAGGAAAUCACAUCCUGAUGCAAUCCCCGAGUUAAAAAGUGAUCUCACUGAUACUUGUUCCCAAAUGAUUCUCCAGCUACAUGAUGUCUAUGACCAAAACAAGGUUAAUGUCAGGAUCAAGAUUGUUUCUGCAUCACCAUGUGGAGCUGUUGCAUCUGAGGCCAAGGAGUCGCAAGCAACUUGGGUAGUUCUUGAUAAGCACCUUAAGCAUGAAGUGAAACGGUGCAUUGAUGAGCUACAAUGUAACAUUGUGGCCAUAAAACGUUCUCAGGCAAAAGUACUGCGGUUGAACUUGGUCGGUUCACCAACAAGAAAAGAUGCAGUGAAAGAGAACAAAACCAAGUCGUCAGGUUCUGUUGGAGCUUUAGUUACAACUCCUUUGAGCAGUCCUGAGGUUGGCACACCAUUCACAGGCACAGAAGCUGGGACUUCAUCAGUGGCUAGCUCUGACCUCGGAACAUCAUCGCCUAUUUGCACAGUGGAAGUGGAAAAGGAUGGUGCUAAUGCCUCUCAAGUAUCUACCAACAUGGCUUUGCUUGAUGGAGAAGAAACCAAGAUUUUUAGGAGUGGCUUGGAGGAGAUAAGAGGAGCACGAAACGCUCCUCCUGUUCCACCUCCUCUCUGCUCUAUCUGUCAGCACAAAGCACCUGUAUUUGGAAAACCACCGAGGUUCUUCUCUUACAAAGAGCUAGAGCUUGCAACAAAAGGGUUUUCACAGUCUAACUUCUUAGCAGAAGGAGGGUUUGGAUCUGUUCAUAGAGGUGUGUUACCAGAAGGCCAGGUUGUAGCAGUAAAGCAACACAAACUAGCUAGUACUCAAGGAGAUGUAGAGUUUUGCUCUGAAGUAGAGGUUUUGAGCUGUGCUCAGCACAGAAACGUGGUUAUGUUAAUAGGUUUCUGCAUUGAACAAGGCAGAAGACUCUUGGUCUAUGAAUACAUAUGCAAUGGAUCAUUAGACGCUCAUCUAUAUGGUCGUCACAAAGACACUUUGGAGUGGCCUGCAAGGCAGAAAAUAGCGGUUGGAGCGGCUCGUGGUCUUAGAUAUCUUCAUGAAGAGUGUAGAGUUGGCUGCAUUGUUCACAGAGACUUAAGGCCUAACAAUAUACUAAUCACUCAUGAUUAUGAACCACUGGUUGGAGAUUUUGGUUUAGCGCGGUGGCAGCCUGAUGGAGAGCUCGGUGUAGACACACGCAUAAUAGGAACAUUCGGUUACUUAGCUCCAGAGUAUACUCAAAGUGGACAGAUCACAGAGAAGGCUGAUGUAUACUCAUUUGGGGUUGUACUAAUCGAGCUAAUCACGGGUCGUAAAGCCAUGGAUAUCUCCAGACCAAAAGGACAACAGUGUUUAACUGAAUGGGCUAGAUCUAGAUUAGAAGUGUAUGCUGUCGAAGAGCUGGUUGAUCCGAGGCUAGAGAAGAGAUACUCAGAAACAGAAAUCAUUUGUAUGAUUCAUACAGCUUCAUUGUGCAUACGCAGAGAUCCACAUUUGCGUCCUCGUAUGUCUCAGGUGUUGCGUUUACUGGAAGGAGAUUUGGUAGUGAAUGAGAGGUUUAGUGCAAGAUUAUCGACUGAGAGAAGUCAAAGAUUAGUGAGAUAGUCAUGUACUAAUGAUGAUAUCAAAAUAAAGUAAUUAACCAAACAAAACACAUUGUCAACGAACUAUCCUUAUGUUUCUCAAUAACACAAAAUUACUUAUGUUUUGCGUUUCCA